Molecule: messenger RNA, 2547 nt
Organism: Seminavis robusta
Lineage: Eukaryota; Bacillariophyta; Bacillariophyceae; Naviculales; Naviculaceae
Source: the annotation of a GenBank genome assembly
AUGUUGUUGAUGAGAGCCUUGACUCUCGUUUCCAUUGUGGUUUCCACCAUUGCCAGCAGUGGCCCACCCAAGGAGCACUUGCGCAGCACCCGUGCCUUGGAGGAAAUCCAUCCUUGUGAACUUCCACCGAAUGAAGCAUUCGUGCUCCUCAAGAAUGGCUCAACACCAAUUCUGAGCCCCUCGUAUGUCGAGAACUGCCUUGACGCGAUUGAGGUCAAUAGCACGCUCAUGUUGCUGCAUCUAGAAGCCAUUCGCACAAACUUCAGGGAGUAUUACUGUUUCUACAACAUUGUGAAUGAUCCAGCCAACAGUACCCCGGCUAGUUAUCAGCCCGAGCUCGGAUACACCCUCUUCUCGGGGCCGGAAGAAGGUCAAGUUAGGCUAGACGAUGAACUCCUUGCGCUGGCAGCGAGCAUCGAGCAAAAUGGGGCCACUGUCUCUACUCUUUGGGACCUUCAACUAAUCUUCUCCAAGCUCUUUGACGCCCAUGUGGGGAUUCCAAGCGUGGACUUCGAGUACACCACCUAUGCCAGUCUGAUUAUCCCGGGGAGAUACGUUGAAGGAGAAGAGCCUUCAGAACCCACCUUUUCAGUGCAGUACAGCGACGGCGGAGAGUUGGAAUUCCAUGUUCACUUUGCAUCAGAGGAUGGAAGUGUUGAAACCCAGAUGGUGGAAACCAUCAACGAUGUUUCGCCAUAUGAAUUCUUUCUUUCCUUGGCAAGCAGUGCUGCAUUGACCGUAACACCGUACCAGUCACCGGGUGCAAGGUUGAAUGCACUCUUCAGGGUCUAUUCCUUUUCAACGAAUGUGAUGACGUUUGAUAGUAUGCAUGUCAGACCUUCUUUGAUCCCUGAGAGCUUUCCUGUCACCUAUGCCUCUGGCGAAUCUGAAACCUUCUACCAUGGCAUUCUUUUCUACAGUGGCAAUGAGUAUGCCUACUUCAAUCUAACUGAAGUCCCCACUCUUGACGCGCCUGGAGCCGUGUGGCAAGCAUUUGAAAGUGCUGUCAAUUUUCUGGAUGAGAAUGUCACCGCACCUGAACUGACUCCUCCAGAGGAUCCAUCGUCUGUGGUAAAGAAGCUGUCAACGACGCAACCUAAAGCAAAAAGUGCCCUGGAAGAGUACGAAUUUGAUGAAUACUUCUAUUAUGGAGGUGCUCUCAUGGCUGCCACAAAGGUGGAGGAGGACUAUGCAAUUCUCAAACUUCAAGAUUUCAGUCUCAUUUUCAACGAUGGUGUACCAGAUACAAUUGGUGAAGAGGGCGACUGGGAAGGACUUGCCAUCCCUGAUCUUUGGUCCAAUUUCACUGCGUCUGCAAAGGCGAAGGGAGUCAAGAAGGCCAUUAUCGACAUUAGUGCCAACGGUGGCGGUACUGCUAUUUCGGGCACACUGCUGGCCCUUUCCAUGUAUCCUUUCACAUCCUUUGAUCUGGUUGAUGAACAAUAUGAUCAAAACUACAAUGAUGUGAUGUUCAUCUACAAUGCAACAAUUGGUGUACUUGUAGAUGCCCUGAUACUUGACUUGGCCAAUUCAACCGAUACUGAGAUGCAAGACUAUCUCGAGACUCUCCCAGAGAACUUUUCGCAGCAACUUGAGGGUGUGACGACCGCUUUGCUUGUAUUCUGUUGCUCUGGUGAAGACCCCGUAACUUGCGCGGAAAAUGACAGCUGUAAACCUUUGUUUGGCCUUCUCAAUCAAUUGGAUUCACUCCAAGAAUUCAUGACUGGCCCGCAGCUCCGAGCCACAAUCCAAAUUGUUUUGGAUCUGUUUGGCACUUACAAUCCUUUCAAUGUUCUUGGCUUUGAAGCGAAGAUCGACAAAGACAAUCUCGUUGAAUCCAUCAGAGGUGGUGUUCCUCAAACCACAACCAACAGGUAUUCCAUUGGAAACAGGGCAAUCUACAGUCAUACAAUUGCAAGGGCAUUCCAAAAUGACUGGGAAUUUGACGAGUAUGCCAUCGUCUCAGAUGGUGCUGCCGGAUCAACCACGUGCCUUUUCUCUUCCCUUGCUACUCAAGUUUGGGCUAACCGAGAUGUCAGUGGGGCAACGAAUCCUCUGACAACCGUAACUUAUGGAGGGACUAAGGAUCCUUCUGACACAACUGUGGCUGGAUUUCCUGCGUCGGUGCAGGGUGUGAAGAUUGAGUAUCCCAUCAUUACAUCUGGCUUGCUGUUCAUGACCGAAUUCCUUCUCCCAAGCAAUUUGACGGCUGAUCUGCAGACGAUCAACGAAUUUUACCAAUCCGCUGUACCACUGCCACCCUACUUCGGUGAAUCUUUGCCCACGAUGCCCGUUUUGAACUUUUAUAGCCAGUUCAUGGAUCCAGGAGCCCUUGCCUUACAAUACAUCAAGAUUGCUGGUGACGAACAUAUUCCUAAGUUUUUCCACCAUGUCACAUUUGGUGACACUUCCGACUUGCCGGCACUCUACAAGGCCACAGCGAGCCGUGCAUUCAAAAAUGGUGGUGGUGGCGAGGUUGAGAGCUGGGACGAGGGCAUGCUCCCACCUGACUCCCCAGACGAUGUCAGUAGGGAUGGUAGCUAUUAG